This is a messenger RNA of Misgurnus anguillicaudatus (oriental weatherfish), 2801 nucleotides long. It is a transcript of the gene ric8b, whose product is annotated as RIC8 guanine nucleotide exchange factor B. The record is from RefSeq and is a predicted model, not a curated record. Gene Ontology annotation, biological process: G protein-coupled receptor signaling pathway. Lineage: Eukaryota; Metazoa; Chordata; Actinopteri; Cypriniformes; Cobitidae. Gene Ontology annotation, cellular component: plasma membrane; cytoplasm. Gene Ontology annotation, molecular function: guanyl-nucleotide exchange factor activity; G-protein alpha-subunit binding.
AUGAAGAGGAUCGUAGAUAAAUGACGUGAUAUGUGGCUUGGGGAGUUUUGCAAAAAAAAAUACCGUGUGGUCGUAAAUGUGACGUUUGACGAGUGAAACUAAAAGUUAAAGAGAUGUGAGGGAGAAACAGGAGGUGUGUUGUGUGACCCAUCCUGGUCGUUGUUGUUAUAAGAAGGACUGUCAGUUUAACUUGGCGAUCCCGAGCAAAAACGACAUACGAAGAUGAGUUUAAGCGUUAUUCUGUCAGAGAUCGACGGUGGAGAUGAUACAAGAGUUGAAAAGCUUUUGCAGGAGUAUAACACAGAGAACAGCCACACGUUUGCCUUUGACCGUGAAGAGGAGGAUGCACGAAUUAAGUUAUGUCAGGGACUGCUUACAGUUCUCCGUCGGUCAACUCGACCACUUUGCCAAAGCACCUGCUUGGAGACCAUGCGUAUUCUUUCCAGAGACAAGCGUGUUCUGGGACCUGUAGCCACCCAGGAAGGCAUUCUCACCCUAGCUGGGCUGGCCCGGAUUCGUGCUUUGGGGGAUGACGGAAAGACAUUCGAGGAAACACAGUCAGGAGAGGAGGAAAGGGUUGUGGUGGAGGCUCUUAAGUGCCUGUGUAAUGUGGUGUACAACAGCGUUGCCGCUCAGCAGGUUGGAGCUGACGUACAACUGGCAGAGGGCCUGUGUGCCCGCUUGCAUUCGGUUAGCUCCUCUCAACAUGAGGUGGGCUUGUUCUCCCUUCGGCUGGUGUUUUUGCUCUCCGCCUUCCGGAUGGAAGUUCGUAGCAAAUUGAGGAAAGAGGUGGGUGCGUUGAGGCUGCUUACUGAUGUGCUGGAACGCACCCUUGACGUGCACUGGGUAGGACCGUAUGAAGUCGCGCCUCCUGACCCAGAUGCCCUGCCCAUUUCUACAGAGAACAAUGACCGUGCCAUGGAAGCCCUUAAAGCUCUCUUUAACAUCACUAUGUCGGAAUCCAGUGAUGAGGAUAAUGAGCAUCAGCUUCGGCUAAUUGUAGGUAUCACGCGUCAUCUCCUGAUGCUGAAGACACAUUCAGAAGAUAAAACGGAGGAGGCUCACAGUCAUGCCAUAAAUCUCCUAAGUAACCUUCCAGUCCAAUGUCUGGAUGUUCUCAUCGACGUCCCUGUCCAAGGUGGGCUGGAAAAGUAUGGUGGGAAAAACAUGGACGCAGUGCAGGUGCUGCUAGAUUUUAUGGAGAAGAGGAUUGACAAGGGGUCCAACUUCAUAGAAGGCCUGACACCCGUUCUGAAUUUGAUGACUGAGGGUUCCAGAUACCACAGGGAAAUCCGAAGAUACCUCAAGACCCAGGUGUUGCCACCUCUAAAGGAUGUGAAGGAAAGACCAGAAAUCGGCUGCACGGUUCGGAACAAACUGGUGCGUCUCAUGACGCAUAUAGACAUGGCAGUGAAACAGGGCGCUGCUGAGUUCUUGUUUGUGCUCUGUAAAGAGAGUGUGGAUAAUCUGUUGAAGUACACGGGUUAUGGCAACGCCGCAGGGCUGCUGAUGGCACGAGGGCUGCUGGCUGGAGGCAGGGGUGAGACGGAGUACUCAUCUGAUGAAGACUCCGACACCGAAGAGUACAAGUCAGCCAAACCAUUCAUUAAUCCCAUCACAGGUCACAUAGAGCACCCAAUGCCAAACCCCAUGGAAGAGAUGACAGAAGAACAGAAAGAGUAUGAAGCUCAGAGACUUGUACAUAUGAUCGAUGAAUUAUCAAGGAAAGAACUGAUCCGGCCGAUGGGAGUGAGGAAGGAUGGCACUCUAGCGCCCCUAGGGGAGACCAUUCAUGGAUGCAGUCCACCACCCAGCAGUGACUCGGACUCAGACUAGCAGAAGCUGUGCUAACACAGACCCUUCCCACUGGUGUAAACCACCACAGUCUUAAAAACUGCCCUGUGCACUGGAGAAACUUGCUGCAGAAGCACAUGCAUUUCUUUUGGAAGCAUGUGUGGUGAGCAAUACAUAUUUAACAAAGUGAAGAAACAGGAAUUUGGUUUAAAAGAUAUGUGGGUCAUGAGAUUUUGAUGUCCGGAUAUAUCAGUAGAUCGCAGCAAAGUUAUCAGAAUGAACACUGUUUAAUAGUACGUUAUUUACUUACACUUAAUCACCCGUCGUCUCUGAAACAACAAACUACUAUAUACUUAGAUGGAAACUACUUUAAAGGCUGACAGGUGGCAUAAUGUUUCUGAGGAAUUUAUCUUUUGCUCUUAAGAAUCGAUAUCGUUUUGACAAGUUUGUAUUUAUUAUGAAAAUCAAUGGCUGAGAGAACACAAGCACUAUAACUGUUGUGGCCUCGCAGAUCUUCCUUUGAAACCUGGCAUACCUUACUUGAAAUAUGUCAAGAAAAAGCCAUAAAAUACCUUGUAUUGAGAAAUUUGUCUGUCUUCAUUUUACUCUGUGCAUUCGGUUCCGGUUAUAUUGUAUACCUUGUGUUUUACAGUAAUCUCUGACCGGUUUUAUAUUAUUUUUUAGCAUAAUUUUCUAAACUUUUGUAACUUUCUGUCUUUGAUUUUGUCACUAUUAAAUGUAGAUUUUUUUUUUGCCCCUUUUCUAGUAAGGUUCACAGUUUUCUACCUAAGACACAAAGCAUGAAAUAAUAAAAUAUCAGAAUAUUUUCAUGAUUAUUUUAAUUAUCUGAUUUAAAAGCUCUGCAACCAAAGGUUGUGUAUAUCUUGCCUGGACCUUCUAUUACCUCUAUUGUAAAUUAAGCAUGUUAAGGGGUAUAACAUUGUAACAGCCAACUUUUCUGUUUUCUUUUGACAAUCAUUUGCAAUAAAAUUUUAAAUACACUAUUA